GAGAGAGAGACAGAGAGAGAGAGAAGCACCGGCCGCCGGACACCGACACCGAUCGAACCGUGGCACCGAAGCACAAAACCAUCCAAAAGAAAUCCAACCCAACCCAACCCAACCCAACCCAACCCACUCCACCGACAAUAGCCAUGGCGGCGACCCGGGAGGGACGCCGCCCGGGGGAGCAGGGCCGUCGCCGCAAGACCGGCAGCGCAAGCCACCGCAGGCAGCCGGAGCCAAGCCAGGUCCAGGGCCGCAGCCGCAGCGGGGACAGGGCGAAGCCAAAACCGAAGCCUUGCGCUCCGGAGCGAGGCGGGGGACGGAGAGACCGGCAGCCGCACAACGAAGGGGGGGGACGCGAGCGAGAACGGGAGCGAGAACGGGAGCGAGAACGAGAACGGGAUCAUCGACAAAACCAACGACCGCAACCACACGAACGGAGGAAGCGGAAGGGAACCAAGAAGGUCCCGGGCGGUGGCGGGAGCGGGAGCCACCAUUUCGAGGCUAGCGCGAGCCGCAGCGACCACCGGGAGAGGGGGGGAACUCACACGCCGGAACGGCGGAGGAGCAGGAGCGACAAGAGCAGCACCGAGAUGCGGAACAGCAGCCACAGCAGCAGGGGCAGCAGUUCCACGGCCGUUUCGGCUGCUGGCCACGACCGCAACGAACGCGAACGCGAACGCAAGCAUCCAAGGGGCACCAGCACCAGCACCACCACCGCCCUUGCUUCGGCGCCCAACCCGGGAGGAAUGGCGGCCAUGCUGGCGGCAGCCGUAGCGGAACGGGAGGUCCGCCUUUCCAGGCACAAGGGAGAGGCCGGGGGAGCCAAGGUUUCAAGGGGGACGGCCCCCGCGGGGAGGGGAAGGACCGCCAGAGGCGGCAGCGGCACCCUCACCCCUCGGUCCGCGCCCGGGGGAGGGACGCCGACCACCACCACCACUACCAUGGAGGCCAUGCUGGUGGCGGCGAUCGCCGAGCGGGAAAAGCGCAAAUCAAGGGGAUCCGGGAACGCACCGGCGACCCCGGCCUGUGUCGAAGCAGAGGGAAACGCAAAGGCAAACGCAACAACCGGCCCCCGGCCGCAGCCGACGAUGGCCGACCUGAUCGCCUCUGCGGCCGCAAAGCGCAAAGACCGGAUCGCCGAGGCCGGGGGGGAGGACCCCGCCCUGGCCAUUGGCAAAGCAAAAGCAAAACCAAAGACAAACCAAAACACGACAAAACCAAAAACAACAAGCCACGGCCCCUCCCUCGCGGAACUGGCGGCGAGGGAAGCCGGCGCACGGCGGAUCCGGAUCGAAGAACGGGAGGAGCAGAAGCGGCGCAAGGAGGAAGAAGAGUCCCGGGACGCUUGCCUUGGCGUUGGCGUGAAUGCCGACGCCGAUUUCGACGCCGACGUUCCCUUGGACGCCGACGCCGACCGCUACUACGAAUACACCAGGAUGGCCUUUCUGGACGACGACGACGACGACGAGAACGACGGACACCCUCCGGGGGAAGCCCCCCCGGCCAUCUACAACAAGGAGACCCACAAAAAGACCUUUGUGAGCGUCGCCGAGCAGGCCGCGACCUACGGCCGGCUGGUCCGCCUCAAGGAAACCGUGGUGGAGGCGAGCGGGAACCGGGACCUAUUGAGGCAGCACACGCACCCACUGGCGGAAGACACCUGGUCUGGACCCAAGCUCCGGACCGACCCGACCCUCUCGGCCGCCAUGCGGGCCGUUCGGGAGGCCGCCGCGGUGGGCCGGAUGAAGCGGAGGCAGAAGGGGCCGAGCGAGAGCGAAAGCGGUGCCCCGCACGACGACGACGACGGCGGUCCCGGCGGCGAAUCCCCGGCCCCGGACAUCGACCAGCAGCUCGACGAGCACGGCCGGAGGAUCCUGCGGACGAACUUUUUGCUGGACAAGCACGUCGAGGAGGCCGCCCACGAAAAGAAGGACCGACUCUGGUCGGACUCCGACGCGAUGGGGGACCGGGACGAGAAGACCGCCACCUACCAGAGCUUCGACGAUGUCCACCUGCCGACCGAGGUCCUCCCGACCCUCGACAACCUUUUGGGCAAGACCAAGAGGAAGGGAGCGGCCGGGACCUACUCGACCGGGGCGGACCUGGCGUUGAUCGCGAUGCAAAUGGGGGAGAACCACCAGAACCAGAACGACCACCCAAACGGCACGGUCAACCAGAACGACGUGGCCAUGACCCCGGGCCGGCUGCGGGUCCUCGAAUCCAUCUCGAACGCGGUCGCCGCGAGUGCCUGGGAACGCCAGUACCGCCUGCAGCGGCCCAAGGCGGAGCUAAGGGUCACCAAGAGGUGCACCUGCCCCUACUGCAAGGACCCGAACCCCUACCAGACCCACAAGUACAAGCGCCUCAUGUACCCGGACCGGUUCGACGAAGACUACGAAAAGUACUGCCUGCCCGUGCCCGAAGAGGACGAAGAGAAAGACCAGCUCGAAAACGAACACGCAAACGAAAACGAACACGGUCCACCACCGGGUCGGGAUCCCGGGGUCCGCAAGAAAAAGACCAUCCGCAUCGUUACCCGGAGGUUGAAGAAGCGGUCCUCCUCCUCCUCGUCGCCGGGGGACGGCAGCGGGCCGAGAAUCACGACGACCACGACGCGGAGGGUGAUCGACGGGACCUCGCUGACGACCGAGGAACUCGGCUUUCUGACCCGGCGUCUGCAGCAGCAGGGAGGGGCGGGCCUGUCGACGGAAGAACUGAUCCGGCUGGCCAAGGAACUGACCCGGAGCCACCACGCCGAGAGCCACCACGGCAACGAGAAGGGCAACGGCAACGACAACGGCAACGGCAACGAACCACACAACGAACCACACAACGAACCCCAUAGCGGCCGCACGAAACACACCGGUGGCCACACCCAAGGGGCCGAUCCGAAGCGGCCGCACGAACGGGCCAAGCCCGCCACCGAAGCCCCCGCUCGAGAGCAACGGGGGCGAAAACCCCACCGCCUCCGGAUCAAGAACCCCCUGCGGGGCCUCUCUCGGUCCAGGCACUCCCGGUCGCCGGCCUCCCGGGACCGUGGCUCCGAGGACAACCCCGGGCAGCCCGGCCGCCGCCGCGGACGCCGCCUCGGGAGGAAUCCCCUCCGGGUGCUGUCUCCCAGGGACGCUCGCGGGGGAGCAUCGCGAGACCCAUCGCCGCCCGCAAAGGGGGAGGGCGAAACGCCGCCGCCCCCGGCCCGGUCCAAGAGCCUUUGCUCCCCGGCGCCAGAGACCCCCCGCCGGGAGCCGCUGGACCGGGCGACCUACCACCACCCGGGCCGGGACCCCGAGGCGAAGGAGCCGGUGGCAGCGCCGGUGCCCGGUGCUUCUCCCGAAACCGUUGCCGGGGACGGAAAGAUCACCUUCGACUCGGGGGUUCCCGACCCAAGGGAGUCGUCGUCCUCGAAGCACUCCCUGGGAGGGACGGCGCCGACCCAGCAGAGCCUGAGCGACAACGAGGAAUUCGGCCCGGCGCCGAACGCGAACGCCACCGGCGAGCAGGGCAGCCGCGGGGAGAGCUGCCGGAGUUUUGCGUCCGCGGACCUCCCGGGGGGGACGGGGGACGAGGAGCCGCCGGAACGGCCGAAGCCCACCGCCGGGCCGAGAAACGGGGGCGAAGCGAAGACGGUGCCAGACCCAGAGAAAAAAAAGCUGCGGGGAAAGAAAAAAUGGCUCUGGUAGCAGAGCAGAGCACACCGCCAAUCCACUCCACGCCACUCAACACAGCGAUCCCUCCCACGGAACGAAACGGGCACUUUUCCCACGACGCAUGAAUCAUGAACCACCGGUGGAAACAAGUUUCUGCAUUUCGCAAGAAUCGUGAAUUUUUUCCACGUUUUUGCAAAGUAAGGAAAGAUGAUAGACCACAGGUGUUCACCGCUGCAACUCAAAAACUAUUUGGCGUUAUUAUAAGGUUAGAGUUAACACUCCAAUUUGAACCAUUUAAACCAUUCGAACUAGUCAAAAAUCUUUUUUAGAAACAUCUUUCUGUUGAGCUUCAAGAUCAAUCAUCGAUAGCGUCUGUUGCAACACUUCUAACUGACAGCAAACGCAGCAGCAAGCGCUAGCGGAAGCACCAAGAUAGAGUAAACAAGUCUCCCUUAC
Messenger RNA from Pseudo-nitzschia multistriata, 4100 nucleotides. Lineage: Eukaryota; Bacillariophyta; Bacillariophyceae; Bacillariales; Bacillariaceae. The record is from the annotation of a GenBank genome assembly.